This is a messenger RNA of Ilex paraguariensis (yerba mate), 259 nucleotides long. NCBI's taxonomy places the organism in Eukaryota, Viridiplantae, Streptophyta, Magnoliopsida, Aquifoliales, Aquifoliaceae. The record is from the annotation of a GenBank genome assembly.
GUGCUCCAUGUCUGACCCUGAUGAGCUGAUGAGAGUCAGCCGAGUGGCUCGCGCUGAGCUGGUCCCCUACUCGUUAUUAGUCAGCCCCAGCACCUUCACUGGUUUGAGACUGGUGCUAGCUCUGUUGUCAUCCUGGAUGUUAACCCAUGCCCUCUUUCUCCUAUUCUUGAUGUGGACUCCUCUCCCACUGAAUCGGAUGAGGAUGUUGCUACUUCUUCAAGGAACUACAAAAGGGGCAGAUCAUCAGCACAAUCAUUAG